AUGAGGCUGUCUAGAAGACACAGGACCUUUCUGCUGGCUUUCACACUGCUCUGCACCCUCUUGGGUCUUGGGUGCCCUCUAAUCUGUGAGGUGUGCAAAGGCUCGGGGCACACUUGCAGCGGGAAAAUGAAGACCUGUGAAGCCGGCAAAGACGCAUGCGUGGUUCUCGUGGGCGAGUCCAGCACAAAGGGCCGGAAGUCAGUGAGCACCUUCAAGGCCUGCAUGAAGUUCAAAGACUGCUACUCAGGCUUCGUAUCCACCACCAUGAGUCCCAAUGACUACAUGGUGUCCAACGCCCACUGUUGUCAGAGCGACGGCUGCAACCGCGGCUCGGUGCCCCCUCCCCAGAACAAUCGAACCGAGAACGGCCUGAUGUGCCCCUCCUGCAUUGCGCCCUUCCAAGAGACGUGUCCCGGAACCCAGGCAGCCCGUUGCGUGGGCCCGGAAACACACUGCAUCUAUUUUGCUGGCAAUGUGCAGGCUGGUAUUAUCAACACAAAAUUUGCCACGAGGGGCUGUGCUACCGAGAGCGCCUGCUAUACCAAGACUGGAGCAGAAGUGCCUUCGGCCUCCUACCUCUACUUCCUGCGCCGGGCCGACUGCCUUCCAGCCCCCUACCCCCCUGGGAGGGGUGAGUGAAGAAC
This is a messenger RNA of Peromyscus californicus insignis, 644 nucleotides long. RefSeq names its product phospholipase A2 inhibitor and LY6/PLAUR domain containing (gene Pinlyp). NCBI's taxonomy places the organism in Eukaryota, Metazoa, Chordata, Mammalia, Rodentia, Cricetidae. Gene Ontology annotation, molecular function: phospholipase inhibitor activity. The transcript is spliced from 5 exons. The record is from RefSeq and is a predicted model, not a curated record. The coding region runs from base 1 to 639 and encodes 212 amino acids. Gene Ontology annotation, cellular component: extracellular region.